Callithrix jacchus (white-tufted-ear marmoset) is the source of this 598-nucleotide messenger RNA. It is a transcript of the gene SOD2, whose product is annotated as superoxide dismutase 2. Gene Ontology annotation, molecular function: superoxide dismutase activity; manganese ion binding. Gene Ontology annotation, cellular component: mitochondrion. Lineage: Eukaryota; Metazoa; Chordata; Mammalia; Primates; Cebidae. The record is from RefSeq and is marked provisional. Gene Ontology annotation, biological process: superoxide metabolic process.
GAAGCACAGCCUCCCCGACCUGCCCUACGACUACGGCGCCCUAGAGCCUCACAUCAACGCGCAGAUCAUGCAGCUGCACCACAGCAAGCACCACGCGGCCUACGUGAACAACCUGAACGACACCGAAGAGAAGUACAAGGAGGCGCUGGCCAAGGGAGAUGUUACAGCCCAGAUAGCUCUUCAGCCUGCGCUGAAGUUCAAUGGUGGUGGUCAUAUCAAUCAUAGCAUUUUCUGGACAAACCUCAGCCCUGACGGUGGUGGAGAACCCAAAGGGGAGUUGCUGGAAGCCAUCAAACGUGACUUUGGUUCCUUUGACAAGUUUAAGGAGAAGCUGACGGCUGCGUCUGUUGGUGUCCAAGGCUCAGGUUGGGGUUGGCUUGGUUUCAAUAAGGAACGGGGACACUUACAAAUUGCUGCUUGUCCGAAUCAGGAUCCACUGCAAGGAACAACAGGCCUUAUUCCACUGCUGGGGAUCGAUGUGUGGGAGCAUGCUUAUUACCUCCAGUAUAAAAAUGUCAGACCUGAUUACCUAAAAGCUAUUUGGAAUGUAAUCAACUGGGAGAAUGUAACUGAAAGAUACAUGGCUUGCAAAAAGUAA